AUGGACUUCGACGCGUUAUUUAACGAGAGGACGUUCCAGUUUUCGGAUUUCCAGGAGUUCACGGUAUGUAGUUCAGUAAAGUACUGAAGCUAACAUUAGCCGCAUUAGCCUGGUUUACUGAACGUUGUGUACCUUUACUGAAUAUGCUGACAGAGGGGUUUGUUAGCUGCCUGUCUGCCUAGCUUCAGUAAUUUAAGACAAGUAUUUAACUAAAUAUAAAGUGUCUAUGAUUUUAAUGUAAAAUAUAAACCCAUUUUGAAGAACAGACUUAAGUUCGAUAGCUAGCUUCAGCUAAUGUAAUGUUGUGUUUCAGUCUGUGUGGUGGGCCUGUCAGUCGCCGAGCUAAUGUUUUAACAGCAUGGCAGGCAGCGCUAUAGUGAGUAACAGUUUUAUUGGAAAACAUUACGCAAUGAGGUGAUUUCAGAAAUUAUUAUUAUAUGGUGCUAUGCUCAAGGAAACUCCUCAGUCCAGUUUUUAUAGUAGAAUUGCUUAUACCAUGAAAACAUGGGAAAGAAACUUAUAGCAAAGGGGUAAAAAGAGAGAAAACAACUUUUUCUGAUACGCAUACAUAAGCUGAAAAUGUUGUUUUAAAGUCAAACAUCUGCCUAUACAUGUACACAAAGAUAAUAGGUGUAUAUGUGAGUUACACAACAUUAAAUCUCUUACCUGUGACUCUUGGGUUUAUUAUGAAACUACAAAAUGUACAUUUUAUUGAAAUUUUUCUUUAAUUCAGGGUGCUAAUGUUAUUCAUUUUUGCAUACACAGAUUAAAAUUGUGUUAUUAAGUUGGACUUAUGUACUUUUCUGUUGUUUCUGAGGUUUUAAAUAUAAUAAAUUGACCUUACAAUCUAGGGCAGUGGUUCUCAAGUCCUGUCCUCGAGGCCCACUGUCCUGCAUGUUAUGGAUGUUUCCCUGCUCCAACACACCUGAUUCAAAUGAUCAGCUCGUUAUCAAGCUCUGUAAGGGCUUGAUAACGAGCUGAUCAUUUGAAUCAGGUGUGUGGGCCUCAAGGACUGGACUUGAGAACCACUGCUCUAGGGCAAGGUUUCUUGGAGCUGUUAUCCUUAUUUUUUUUUUAUUUUGAUCAUCAUAUUGUCCAGUAUUGUGUUUUAAGAAAUGCUAUUCUACCAUGUAGUAUUACUGCUGUUCAACAGGGUUCCUGCCAAUUCUUGAAAAGUCUGAUAAAGCCUCAGGCUGGUCUCAGAAAAUGUGAUUUCUACAUGAUUUCUUCAUGUCAGAGACUUUAUAAGGCUUUAAUGUACUUAGUCAGAUCUACACUGUCUGGAUAGCAGUAUCAUUUUGUGUGUUUUUGCAUGGUCAUGAGAAAUACAGUGUUUACAGAGGCUUAUGUGAACACUGAAAACAAAUAUGAACAUGCAUGUUUAAGGACAUAACAUUUCCAGAGGAAAAAGGACAGUGUGUGACUGUCAAGCAGUGACAAAUAUUGUGGGGCAACUUCCUGAAUAUGCAAAUAGGCUGUAAAACUUGGGCUGUGUUCAUUGCUGUCUGAUGCGCUGUACAAAAACGGAAUUAGUUUCCAUGUUUGGGUCUUAAAUUUGCAGCAACCCUGUUUUAACUGAGGCCUCUGUUACUUUUGUUUUCACAGUUUCUACCUGGACACCAGAAGUUAACUGAACGAGUGAGAAAGCGACUGUAUUAUGGCCUGGACAAAGACGUGUCUUUGGAUGCUCUCUCUUGCCCUGUUACAGGUGAGUUACAUGUUAGCUUUUGAACCAGAUCAUCCUGUACGAAUUAUGUAAGUUAUGUUUAAAGCACCUCAAGAAGAAGAUGUAAAUCACUCAUCUGACUUUGUAUGAGAAAAGACCAAUAAACUAUCACAACCCCCUGAAACCGGUUUGUCUUGGGACUUUUCCACAUUUUACAUUUCUACCAACAGGAAUUCAGCUGUUACUUGUCUAUUUUACAGUUUGGUGCAUUUUAAAGAUAAACAGUGACUUUAAAAUUGAUGAGAUUGUAAAAUAAAUUGAACUUUUUUUGUGUGUUAUUCCAGAUAUUGCUGUUGAAAUCUUCCAGAAGUCUGCCCCCAGCCCCAUAAGAAAGCUGCAGAAGAAGUAUGCUGCUCACGUUUCCAGGUUUGUCCUUCUGCUUUUACACACAUGCAUUCAUUAUGUCUCCUCAAACUAACUAAAAGUAUCAUUGCUCAUCAUGAAUACAGCUUAACUCUAAAUUAUGUCAUUCUCAUUUGCUUCAGAGAGGCUUGCAUCUCGCCGUGCGCCAUGAUGCUCGCUCUAGUUUACAUAGAAAGGCUCCGACACAGAAACCCAGAAUACCUCCAGAAGAUCUCCUCCUCUGACCUCUUCCUGAUCUCCAUGGUAUGUGAGCUGAGUUCAGAAGUCAUUCUAAAUGUGUCAGUGUGUUAUUUUUGGCUUCUUUGCAGCCUUCAAACAAAAACUGUCUUUGAAUUUAGAUGGUUGCGAGCAAGUACCUGUAUGAUGAAGGCGAGGAAGAGGAGGUGUUCAAUGACGAAUGGGGAGCAGCUGGGAAGCUGGACGUCAAAACCAUCAACAACCUGGAGAUGAACUUCCUGAACGCCAUUGUUAGUAUUCCUGCAUUCCUGUGUGUAAUCCUGCAUGCAUGUUUGUUUUUAACUGAUGGCUUUAACUUGUGUUCAUAUUUUCUGCAGGAGUGGAGCCUCUUCACGGAGCCAAAUGACUUCUUUGAUAUUCUCAAUCAGCUGGAAACCAGGUCUGUGGUCAGCUCUCAACGAUGUUUGCAAGAAAAGGGAAACCACUCGCAUUGACUCAUUUUUGAAGAUGAGAACUGCUUGUGAUAAAUUAGUGAAUUUCUGGCUCUGUGUUUUUUUUUUUUCCGUCCUCAGCAUUGCAGAGCGGCAGGGGAUGAAACGCGGCUGGUUCACCUACACUGACCUCUGUGUGCUUCUGGAGCAGUCAGCAUGGAGUCAAGCCCUCACAGCCAUCUACCAGCACUUUACCAAGGUGAGCUGGGAGAAUAUUUAUAACUUUGUCUAGUUAUUUUAAGGCAUGGAAGGAAAUGAGAAGGAGUAUGGCAGCUGAAAUAUUUGCAACUCUGUUGUCGUCGUCCUUAAAAGGCGAAAAGUUUUGUUUGCAACCGAACAAAUUGUCCUGCAAUGAGCUGCUUUACACUGGUAUGUCACAGUCUGCAAAAAAAGCCCCUGCAGCAAGCAUCUCAAAGCUCUGCCAUGUGCAACCGUUUUAGUUCACUACAGUUCAGGAACAAAGUCACAUGCAAGGUCUUUAAGAACAAUUUCUUUUUCAACUUUUAUUCUAUUUUUAUUGGCAUUGAGCAAAAAUAUCGCAAAAGGAAUGCAACUGCAAAGAAUAAAGGUGAUGUGUGCAGAUUUACUCGACACCUGAGUCGUAUUAUGAUCGAGUCAUCAUGAAAUUAAACAGACUCACACUUCCUCAAGAGUCAGUGGCAGCUUUAUGGCUGUUGACAGUCAUCACCAUGGACACAAUAACCAAACAAAGCUGCAGGGCUGUUGGACAGGGGGAAGACUAUUUAAGUUGUUCAUAGAGUUUGGACAUCUUAAACAUUUCAAGCAUGAAAAUGUCAAAGGUCUGAUUGGAGGAAGUUCCAGAUACUUGUGGUCUGAUCAACACUUCUGCUUUGUUUCCAGGUCACCUGCAUGCUCGGCCUCGUCUACCUGACCAGCGUGGCCGGCCUCAUCGCCACCAGCGCCGUUCUGCAUCAGCUCAGUCUCUCCAGGAGCGGCCAAUCUUUUCUUCCUCCUCCGCUUGCGAUCAGCACGGCCCACAUUCAAACCUCCAACCUGAACUCAGACGCUCCCUCUGAAGCCCAGCGCCCCCCCUGUUGUGUUCUCGCCAAUAAGAGUCUGGACCGGCAGGGUGGUGUUUUUCAAAAAGAUAGUUUUCCGCCUUCUUCCUCUCAGACGUCGAUAUUUUGUCUGUGGGGGUCUCUCCUUGCCUCCAUUGGUCACACAUGCUCUGAAACUGAUUCUGGUAUGGAGGCUCCUCAGACCUGGUCACCUGCUUCGUUCCUCUGUCCUGGCUGUCUUCAGUGCGGACUCAGAAACACCUCAGCACUCUUCACUCAUGGUUCCUUCAAUAACCACCGACGUCACGCACCCUGGCUUUCUCCCAGUCUCCUGGGCGGGGCAGAACCAAGUCUGAACUCUCAUUUUGGGGCGUUUCCAUCUGUACAACUUGGACCCUGUCACCCUCAGUCUAUCUUACCUGUAAACAAAGCCCAGGCUCUGCUCAUGCCUGGGUAGAGACCAACCGUCCUCUCUUCUGUUGACCUGUAAAAACAGACUCUAGAAAAUUGAACCAACAUCACUAUUUGGACUCAUAAAGGUCUUCAAGUCGUGUUUGUGUUCACUUUUCCAGAUCUGUAGUACAGGUGCAGAAGAGAGAACAACAUCUCAGACAUGACAGGGUGGAAAUUCACAAAGUUCAAAAUAAAUUUGCCACAAGUGUAACGCCAUGGUGCUUAGUUUAUGCUCUGCAGCAAGAGGAGAAAAAAAGGAACUUGAGGAUAAUUUGAUGCUAUUUUAAGAAUGAUUUAGUUCAGGACUGCAACAUGAGGAGUGUACUUGAGUGCAAGAUUUACUGAAAACAGGGUAACUUAAGCUUCAAACUGAUUCUCAUCAGGUUAUGUUCAGAUUUUUGAAUUUCGACUGGCUUAGAAAGGGGCGGCACAGUGGUGUAGUGGUCAGCACUGUCGCCUCACAGCAAGAAGGUCCUGAGUUCGAAUCCGACUCAGGGCGUUUCUGUGUCUGCGUGGGUUUACUCCAGGUACUUUACCUUAAGUGGGGUUAUGUUAAUUGGCAACUUUCAAAUUGCCCGUAGGUGUGAAUGUUACUGUGGAUGGUUGAUCGUCCCUAUAUGUCAGCCCUGCGAUGAACUGGCGACUCGCAACCCUGGGAAUGGGAAUAAGCGGUAGAAAAUGGAUGGAUGGAUGGACUGGCUUAGAAAAGCACACUCAAAACUGUAUAAGGGUUACAAUCUAAGUCACAAACUGAAUCUAAAAGCCCUCUAGAUUUUCAACUUUAUUUUUCCCAUUUUAAAUUUCCUGCAAAAUCAACAAAGUUUGCCAUUAUAUUAUUUUCCUUUUUUAGAUGAUUUGGCGCAAGAAUUGGCAAAUCCUUGUUUACUUUAUCUGUGAAAGCUAGCAGAGCCAGAGAAUAAAAAAGAAUAAAAAUCCACAUCAAUCAAACUAGGGACACAACGUCCGUGGAGGAGUUUUAAUCCAAAGCCAGGCUUAGUUAAUCUUGCUUCGUAGUACACCCCUCUGUUUUGAUGAUUGUUUGAAAGUUCACAUCUGUUUUAUUGAUCCUGUUUGAGAGUGUUUUUGAGUUUUAUUGGCAUUUGGCAUGAAAAAAUGAAGGUAUGGGGGUUUAUUGCAGCAUAUCUUGAGUUGAAAGUUGCUCUGUAAGUUGUUUUUUUUAUGAUGGGAUUUGCAGAAGAAGGGAUACUUAGUGAAAUUCUGGCGUAGCUCUUCCACUUGUUUUUACUUCAUUUACACUGAGCUGAACAGCAGACACUGGUCACACACAGGAAGCAGCAGCACUGAUACAAACACCAGAUUUUUUUUUUUUUUUUUUUACUGUUUGUGAAAGUUGUAUCCCAGCUUUUAGACUCCAGAAGAAAAACAAGAUGUUAAUCAUCUCCAUACCUCAGCGUAACAAUCACCUCUUAUUCAGGCGGCCAUUUUGUAGCCAAACAUGUUCCUUAGUUUCCUUUCAUAGUCCUUAUUUUUGCCUCGUUCUACUCAGCACAAGGAUGUCUCAUAGUUAAAUCAACUCUUCUGCGAUAGGUUGAAGUUGAGCCAGAUUUACAUGAAAGUUUGUUGAUGGUGGGUUUAUGUUUGAAGUGAGGAUUUUGGAUUUAUCAAACUAAGGCUAACAGCAGUGUUUCUGUUUUAUUUGCACAUCGGGCCGCAGUUUUGUUGCUACAGGACGUUUCACUCCAUUCUUCCUGCACAGUCGAGUAUCUUUUUGUAAACACCAGACAAAUGUAAAGAUUGAAUUUCCUUUUAUAUCCACGGUUACAUUUGGUCCCAAGGACUUUUACUUUGUAAUUGAACCUUUUUGACGAACAGCUUUGAGCAUUUGAAUUUGAUACAUUUUGAAAGUCCUUUUAAUUUUGUACAUGAUGUAAAAAAAAAAAAAAAAAAAAGCAAAUAUUGUACAAAUCUGUAGACCUAAUAAAGACUGCAUUUCUUUCAGACUGGUUUUGUUUUUGGAGGAUCAUCAUACAAUUGGUAUGUUGCCCCAUAAUAAUAACAAUCUCACUGUGACCUUCAAUGUAUACAGCUCUGGCAUUUACUCUUUAUAGACCAGAGUUCAUGUUGCUUUAUUCCUGACAGAGCAGGUGAAACUAAGCCGCAGAUGUGAGCUUUGUUAACUCCAGAGACCGGAGUUCUUGAAACAUCAAAGGGGUCGAAUCAGCAUCAGAAGGUCUGAAUAUACUAUUAUACUUCUAUGUACAGUCUAUUGUUGGGAUGCUGUGUUAAAAGCUAAAAACCAGAUAAUUUAAACCCUUUUCCAAAGUGAAAAUAUGUUAACCUCUCCUGAGUUUAAAAAGUUUAAUGUCCCAUUUAUCCCUGAUAGAGCAGUGGUUCUCAAGUCCACACCUGAUUCAAAUUAUCAGCUCGUUAGUAAGCCAUUCCAGAGCUUGAUAACGAGCUAAUCAUUUGAAUCAGGUGUGUGGGCCUCGAGGACUGGACUUGAGAACCACUGUGAUAGAGGAUUUCAGCUGCUGAACAGUUCAGGGUCUCAUCUGACCUAUUUUUGGUGUUGUGAUGCUCCAAAUGUUUCAAAUGGGUGUCAAGUCAGGACUGCAGUCAGAUCAGGACUCUUCUCCUACAGAGACAUGAUGUUGUAACCCCUGUUUGCCAUCGUCUUGAAAUAUGAAGGUCUCCCCUGAAAAAGUCCCAACUCUAAUGAAAGUGAGGUUGUAGAUCUCUGUGAAUGAAUGUGAUCACAAAUGUAAGGAGAGAUUGCCUCUGCAGAGCCAGUGUAUUUCCCCUAAAGCAGUGCAGGAAGAUUUCUGCUCAUUGGCUCAGUGAGAUGUUAUCAGUACAGAUAACAAACAGAAUAGAUUUGAGAGAAUCUGAUCUGACCUUUCCCUGACCAGUAUGUGAUGCCUGACUCAACUUUUCACAUCAUACUUGCUUUACAUUACAACUAUUUGUAUGGGUUUUUUUUGCUUUAAGUCCAGUCAUGUAAUUUACGAUUGUCUUGCAGCCAUUCUUCCUUUUGUCUUUAUUUCAUUCAUUUAUUUUUAAUACUUUUUAAAAAAAAAUUUGUUUGUUUCUUUGUUCUGGUAUAAAACUUGUAAAUUAAGUAUGAAAAAAAAACUAUGCAAGGAGAUGGUAUGUGUGUUUUCUCGAGUCGUGAAGGAGACUGAAGUCUGGUUUUGGCAGAUUCUGAAGCCGCGUCCCUCCCUCUUGAUCCUGUGCCAGCUUCUUCUACCCCUCCCCUGCCUUGGCUGUCACAUACCACUUGAGAGUUCCUAAUAUAGACCCAACUGCUCUGUAGGAAAAGGGUAACAAACCGAGCGGAGUCACACAGCAGUCUGAGUUUACUGCUUUGAAAACAACUUUUUCAUGGACACACCGCAGAAUCAUGGCGCGUCACUCACAGGUGAACUUUUACUCUCAAAUGAAAGAAAAACGGUUUGUAGAGUUUGAACUGCCAGUGGAGCAUAUAGGCAGCCUGUGGGUUACAAACUAUUCAGACAAUGUCAUGUGGAUAAUGUUCCUCUUGUGUUGUAGGUGUCAUUCCGAGGAAAGAUGCAGGAAAUACUGAAUCGAGGUACUGUAACUGGCUCACGUGGAAAUGUGAAUGUAACAGGAUUGCAUUCUUGCGCUGUGUAAUGUCAUGUUUAAGGCUUUGUCUUUGCAGUUUUGAGUAAUUAAAUGUGUUUAAUCAGCUGUUAUGAUACUCGAUUCUUCAGAUGCUGAUGCCACAGUCUACAUGAAUUUCAUGAAAAACCACAGCUGCUAUGACGCCAUUCCAACCAGCUGUAAACUGGUCAUUUUUGAUACCAAACUACAAGUAAGUAUGGCAGCUUUUUAAAGAAAACUAAACAAGAUUUGACUUAUAUAGAAAUACAGAAGCUUUUUAAUCUUUGUUCGCAUGUCCUACAGGUGAAAAAGGCUUUUUUUGCACUGGUGGCAAAUGGCUUGAGGGCUGCACCUUUAUGGGACAGCAAGUUACAGAGAUUUGUGGGUAAGAUAAUGCAUUUUUCUAAGUGAUGCAAUAUCCUUGUUUCUGUCAGUCAUAACAAUGGUAUAGAAAGUGAAGCAGUAAUGCUCUUCUUAUGGAGUUAAUGUCUAACUCACAUCUAGCUUUUACUGUAGAUCCAUUAUCCUUUUCAUUUGUCAUUUUCUCUGCAGCACAGUGAGCAUGUCAAGAACCCGAGUGUCGGAACUGAUGCAAAUCUGUAAACUUCUAGCAUCACACAACAGCGAUCAUAAAGAUACUUAUAUGCCAUUUAAAAAAAAAAAACAUCUCUAAUCUGAGAUAUUUCAUGUCUCAAUCUUACUCUGGUCCAUGCAUUCAUCUCCAGCAGUGUGCGCUGGGCUCUCUAAAAUGUUGAUAGAGACUUAAACCCAUCCAAAACACUGCCAUCUGAGUGAUACAUUACUUUAGCAUACAUGACCUUAAAUCUAAGUGUAAACAAAUCUCUUUUUGUCUCACAGGUAUGCUGACAAUCACAGAUUUCAUCAACAUCCUCCACUGCUAUUACAGAUCUCCUUUGGUGAGCAUGAAUACAUAAUCAUACCUAUAAAGUUUUGGUUUGGAAAAUAAGGGACACUUUUCUGGUCAUGCGGUAAUUUCCAGGCCAAAACGGGAUAUUUGUACAGCUUGGCAGAUAUGCGCUACACGAGUACCUCCCCACACACCAAGAAAAAACUUAACCGAGCAGGAAGCAAGAAAGUAGUACGACUAGAACGAGCCCCCAGCAGCCAAUCGGGUUUUAUGUUUCCGUGUUGAAGGCAACAAGGACAUCAUAAAACGUAGCAACGAUAAAUAAAUCAGCUUUUGUACAUUUGUUAAUUAUCUCCCAAGAAGGGCUGGUCACAAACUCAACUUCAUGUCAGUUUAACGCUAAUUCAUUUACUUAAUAACAAUAAUUGGCAAGUGCUCCAGAAGAACCUGCACCAGUACGAUACUAAACGUGUCUUCUAAUUAACUGGGUAUGUUAUCACAAAAAUGACGGCUAGGAUUGAAGCUUUUUUUCUUUUCAGCGGGGUCUCUGUGUCUCUUCCUCAAAGCAGAAGCUAAUGCAGUGAAUGAUUUAUCUGUAGUUGUGAUUAUCGUCUCCUGGGUUUCUCUCUAAAGGUUCAGAUGUAUGAGCUGGAGAGCCACAAGAUUGAAACAUGGAGAGGUGACUCAUUUCGAAGUAAAUAACUAACACAAAACAGCGGAAUUAUCUCUUAAAAACAUCUCUGUGAAUUUCCACUCAAGCUCUCUCCCUGCUUCUGUUUAGAUGUCUACUUGCAGUCUUCAAAUCACUUCCUUAUUAGUAUCUCUCCAGCGGCGAGGUGAGCAAACACAGAUCUCCGUUUUAAUCUGUGAUAGUAUCAACCCAUCUAUCCUGCAGAGCAAUAAACUCCUCUUUUGUAUCUAACUUUAUUUCUGUUCCAGCCUCUUUGAUGCCAUUUAUUCCUUAUUAAAAUAUAAGAUCCACCGGCUGCCGGUCAUUGAUCCUGAAUCCGGGAAUGUCCUGCACAUCCUGACCCACAAACGGAUCCUCAAAUUCCUUCACAUAUUUGUGAGAAAGAUUAAACUCUAAUGCAUGUGGUUCUGCUUUUCUAUUGUACAGUUGGAUGUUGAUGUUUGAUAUAUAUAAAAAAAAUGUUUCAUCAGGGAGAAAAAGUUCCCAAACCUGCGUUUGUUGGGAAGCAGAUCCAGGAGCUGGGGAUAGGAACGUUCAGGAACAUUGCAACAGUUCAGCAGACAGCAACACUUUACGAUGCCCUCUCUACUUUUGUGGAGAGACGAGUGUCUGCGCUUCCAGUGGUGGAUGAACAAGGUAUGAUCUGAAAAAAUACAUUAUCAAUAUCUUACUCCUUAUACACUUUCAGACAAUUUUCCAACAGAUGUUCUAAAGACAGAAUUCAGUUUUCCCAAUGUCCCCUUUCCUUUGAGGCUUUAUUUAAAGGCCUGUAUCAAAAAGCUUCAACUCAAACUCUGGUUUAAUGGCAUCCAUCUCUCUCUGUCCUCAGGCAAAGUGGUGUCCCUCUACUCAAGAUUUGAUGUCAUUGUGAGUCCUGCAGACAAACAAGAUUUCACUGAAGAAAUUAACCUUUUUGGUGUCGCUCUGACUCAGCUGUGUUUUUUUCCUGCUUUAUGUCAGAAUCUUGCCGCCCAAAAGUCGUACAACAAUCUGGACAUGACGAUGCAGGAGGCUGUCCGCAGGCGCACGUGUUUUACUGAGGGAGUGAUUAAGUGUUAUCCUGAUGAAACUUUGGAAACCAUCAUCGAUCGAAUCGUCCGAGCAGAGGUGGAUUUUUUAUUUUUAUUUCAGAGAAUGCUGUGACUUCUCUCUCGCUCCUCCACUGACGGUUUCUUCUUGGUCGCAGGUCCACCGGCUGGUCCUGGUGGACAGGGCUGACGUGGUGAAGGGCAUCAUCUCUCUCUCUGACCUGCUGCAGGCCAUGGUCUUAACCCCCGCAGGUAUUGAUGCCCUUUUGUCCUAG
This is a messenger RNA of Xyrichtys novacula (pearly razorfish), 10673 nucleotides long. Lineage: Eukaryota; Metazoa; Chordata; Actinopteri; Labriformes; Labridae. The record is from the annotation of a GenBank genome assembly.